Molecule: messenger RNA, 1875 nt
Organism: Pocillopora verrucosa
Lineage: Eukaryota; Metazoa; Cnidaria; Anthozoa; Scleractinia; Pocilloporidae
Product: glutathionyl-hydroquinone reductase YqjG
Cellular component (GO): cytoplasm
Molecular function (GO): glutathione transferase activity
Source: RefSeq, a predicted model, not a curated record
ACACAAGUGCCUCUCAAACCUCGCACGCAACUUGAGUCAGCUUUGUCACUUUUCAGAUUUUGCGAGGACGUGACCCUGAGCCAAAGUAUAUUGCUUUGUAAAACUAUGGGUGAUAAACCGCCGGACUGGUCCUCUCUAAUCAACAAGAAAGGUGAAUUUGUGCGGUCACCGUCAUCUUUUCGUGACUGGGUAACAGCUGACGGAUCGAGCGGUUUUCCAGCUGAAGCGAAUCGUUACCAUCUCUACGUGUCCUUGGCUUGCCCUUGGGCUCAUCGCACAUUGAUCGUGCGGAAACUGAAAGGGCUAGAAAAUGCCAUAUCCUACACUGUAGUUGACUGGCUCCUUGGUCCCGAAGGGUGGUUAUUCACAGACAGCAAACCGAAGUGUACUCUAGACACCCUGAACGGAUGUCAAACGCUGCGAAAGGUGUAUCAACUUGCCUCUCCUGGUUACGAGGGCAGGGUCACGGUACCUGUGUUGUGGGACAAACAUAAUAAGAAGGUCGUCAACAACGAAUCCAGUGAGAUUAUUCGAAUGUUCAAUAAGGAAUUCAACGCUUUCUGCGCCACAGACGAGCAGAGGAAACUAGAUUUGUACCCGGAGCACCUCCAAGAAAAGAUCGAGGAGCUCAACGGCUGGAUUUAUCCAAACAUCAACAAUGGUGUCUACCGGUCAGGUUUUGCUACAUCACAAGAAGCAUAUGAUGCUGCAGUUAGAGAUGUCUUCACACAUCUUGAUAAGGUAGAAGAUAUCUUGAGUAAAUCUCGUUACUUGACUGGCAACACCAUCACAGAGGCAGAUGUCCGUCUUUUUACAACUCUUGUUAGAUUUGAUAUGGUCUACGUUGGUCAUUUUAAGUGCAAUAAAAAACGUAUUAUGGACUAUCCAAACAUGUGGGGAUAUGUUCGGGAUUUGUAUCAAACAAGUGGAAUUGGUGAAACUGUGGAUGCUGAACACAUUCAAAAGCAUUAUCAGCAAAGUCACUUGAAGAUCAACCCAUAUGGUAUUGUGGCCAUUGGCCCAGACCUAGACUUCAACAAGCCACAUGGCCGACAGUAAUGAGCUGUCAAAAACGUGAAAAAAGCUGUAUUACGCUUACUUAUUAACUCACAAUUUAUUCACUUGAUUGGAUGAUUUUACCACAAGGCUUUGGUUCACUCCCACUCACAACUCCUGGCUUAUUUGAAAGAAACACACACUCAGCAUCCCGUUGUAAGCAUGUGGAGCAGUGCGACAUUUGGGGCAAUGAAAUACAUGGCACAUACAUGAUUGUUUGGUUAUGUUUAGAUGAACGAAAUCACUUAUAAAUGUCAAUCAAAUUAGGAAUAAUUAAUGUAUUGUACAGUUUCUAGAACCUCUUGGUGAAUUUUUAUAAGUUAUUAUACAUCUUAAUACAUUUUAAACUUAUAUGACUUUUAUUUUUUAAAUUUAUGCACCAGCCCAUGUUUGCCUUUGAGUCAACUUGCUUCAUUUGUUAAUGUUCUACUGAACUUCAUCAACUCUCUAAAAUUACAUCAUUUCUGGAUUCAUAACCUUUUGAACAGCAACACAGAUCUGUUUUUUUGUUUUGAUUUUUUUGUAAAAACUUGUCUUACCUUUCUUAAGUCAACAAAAUUUUGAAUUUUUACUGUUAUUAAAACUUUUUGGACUUUUUUGUUCGGGAGGAACCACUAUUUAAAUCAAUAUUUUAGGCUCUUUUUGAAAAAAACAAUUUUAGACCCUUGCUGUACCAGUUAGUAUUUUAGCAUUAGAUCAGUUGCAUUAGUAGAAGUGGAAAGUCAGUGUAAAUGGUUAAAUUAAACCUUGUAAAACUAGGUAAAUUAUUUAAGUAGAAGGGUUUAAAAUAAAAUAAAGGACCAUUCCUUUUUUGUGUGA